AUGUUCGUAAACAAUCUCGUCAUUUUUCUCGCAGCGCUUCCAGCCAUUGUGGUCUCGUCGCCAGCAGGCCUCCACGAUAACGACUACGGAAAUGGCGGGAGGUAUGGCUUCAAGAGCUGUAAAGAUAGGGGGGUUAGGCCCGGCAAAGUUAGCUGUAUCAAUUUUGAUUCAAUCGAAACCAAUGCCACCACGGGGUUGGCAACUGUUCCAAAAGACUACACAGGGUUAACGUUUAGCCCGCAAUGGUCUGUCAUCAACGUUACAGCUUCCAAAAACAAACUACCCGCCGGAAACUACCACUCUGCAGUAUCGAAGCCAAAUGCUCUCAUUGGGUCGAAGUACAAUCCUAAUAACAAGAACGACCGAUGCCCCGCAAGCUUCAGUGUAAAGGAUGGAACAUUUGAUUUAUUUGGAUUCUACGUUCAACCUAUGGGAAGUCCGCCUCCGGGUGUGUGGGUGAAUGUCAUUGGGCACCCAGCCGAUGAGAAGGAGAAACCUUUUGAGCAUUCUUUUGAAUUUUCUCAUGAUGUAGUUAGGCCAAGUUACUUCGAUACAGAUAAGGAUGUACCAGAUCCAAGACUCUGGAAUAAUCUGAAGAAGGUCGAAGUGUGGAGUACAUAUGGUGAAAUGGAUUGGGAGUUCUUUGUGGAUGAUAUCUGGGUUCGAUGGGGAAAUGAGACGGAGUCUACAUUUACAGCCCAGAAUAACGAGUUGAGAUAA
Molecule: messenger RNA, 720 nt
Organism: Morchella importuna
Lineage: Eukaryota; Fungi; Ascomycota; Pezizomycetes; Pezizales; Morchellaceae
Exons: 4
Coding region: 1-720 (239 amino acids)
Source: RefSeq, a predicted model, not a curated record